Messenger RNA from Pogona vitticeps (central bearded dragon), 615 nucleotides. RefSeq names its product lymphocyte antigen 86 (gene LY86). Gene Ontology annotation, biological process: innate immune response; positive regulation of lipopolysaccharide-mediated signaling pathway. The record is from RefSeq and is a predicted model, not a curated record. Lineage: Eukaryota; Metazoa; Chordata; Lepidosauria; Squamata; Agamidae.
AGAAAGUAGUUCUUCAAAUGUUGGCAACAAGGAAGAGACACUUGCACACAGACUAGACGUUGUUCAAUGGGCACUAUGAAGAUGUUGAAAGUGGCUCCUCUCAUCUUCUUGCUGAUCUGGACUGUCACCAGCAUCACCAGAUGGCCUUCACACACAAUCUGCAAGACUGACAAUUUGGAAGUGAAGUACAGAAGCUGUGGGCACCCCAUCAGGGAACUGACGGUGGAUGUGAGUCUAGCGAUUAAUGGGAAGAAAGUCCCAGUUUACUCCAAGAAAAUUUGCGAACGGGAUCACCCACAGUUUAGUUUCUGUGGGAAGAAGAAAGGAGAAUAUGUCUACUACGAAGCACCUAUUGACUUAGGAGUCCAUGAAAUCCCUCAGGGAGACUUUAACGUCACAGUAGAGAUGUUUAAUGAAGACCAUCAAACUAUUAUCUGUGCUGAUUUUACAGUCAGAAAUCUUGAAGAGAGAUUAUUGUCUUAAUUCUGUCAUGAAGUUGUGUCUGAGAGCAUUAUGAGCUACACCAUUUGUUUUUUGUUUGUUUGUUUUUAAUCUCCCAUCUGCAGUCUAUUGGAUGUAGUGCAGUGAAAUAACAAGAUAUGUUGCUCUGUGAAA